This is a messenger RNA of Pimephales promelas (fathead minnow), 759 nucleotides long. Its product is annotated as gamma-crystallin M2. Lineage: Eukaryota; Metazoa; Chordata; Actinopteri; Cypriniformes; Leuciscidae. Gene Ontology annotation, molecular function: structural constituent of eye lens. The record is from RefSeq and is a predicted model, not a curated record. Gene Ontology annotation, biological process: lens development in camera-type eye; visual perception.
CAUAUUCCUGUGAUAAUUUGAAUAACAAUACUUUGUUUGUCAAGAGGCAGUAUAAAAAGCUUGGGAAGCAUAUGGAAUCUCUCCAACGGUGACCAUGGGCAAGAUUGUUUUUUACGAGGACAAAAAUUUUCAAGGUCGUAGUUAUGAGUGCAGCAACGACUGCACAGACCUACACACUUACUUCAGUCGCUGCAACUCCAUCAGAGUAGAGAGUGGCUGUUUCAUGAUCUAUGAACGUCCAAAUUAUAUGGGCCACCAGUAUUUUAUGAAGCGAGGCGAGUAUUCUGACUACCAGAGAUGGAUGGGCUUCAGUAGCUGUAUUCGAUCCUGUCGCCAGAUACCAAUGUACAGGGGACAAUACAGAAUGAGGAUCUAUGAGAAGGCUGAUUACGGAGGUCACAUGAUGGAAUUCAUGGACGACUGCCCCUGUGUGUCUGACCGUUUCCACCAUCGGCAUGUGUACUCCUGUAAUGUGAUGAAUGGCUACUGGAUCUUCUAUGAAUAUCCCAACUACAGAGGGAGGCAGUACUUCUUAAAACCUGGGGAAUACAGGAGAUACCGAGACUGGUGUGCUACCUGUGCUAUUGUGGGCUCCUUCAGACGAGUCAAUGAUUAUUAGCCAUUUGCCAUUAUUCUGCUUGCACUAAUUUCUACGAACUGUUAAUAUCCUGUUUAUAAGCAUAACUGUUUAUAAACAUUUUGAUUUUUCACUUCUUGUGCCUGGAUAUAAAAUAAAUAAAUGAUAUUUGUAAUAAAAAA